AUGUACACCUCUUUGCCAGGUCGCGGUUCAUCCAACUCACUCGCUUCGAUGGGAGAAUCCACAUCUCUGCAGGUGCAUGUUAGACAGGAUUCUUCUACCUCAGCAUCAUCUGCCCAUUCGGCAGGACAAACAAAUCAAGCAAGUCAGGAUUCCCAUUCUUCUGUUGCCACGGCGACGGAUGAAGGCGCCUCGGCAACUGUCUGUACCAGAGCCCCAACUGGUGCCGGAGUAGGCGUCACGGGAGGCAAAAGUGGCGGAGAGGGUAACGGAAGCAGUGGCGGCCAAAUGCCGUCCGGAGCUCUGGCCGGCAUACUCGUCACGUCGCGAGCAAAUACAGCGCCUAUGGACAUUUCAACGAUUGUCGCAAAAUCUGACGUCGCCAGCGUCGGCCAAAAGCCGACUUCGGGGAGUCUAGUUUCGGCGGACGGACAGCAGCCAGAGUCAUCGGCCUCCUUCAAGGGACCCUUUGCCACCACCGACCUUUUGCCGUCUGCCUCAGCUGCCCUGAAUGAAAAAGUCGAUCCCUACAUCUCGAUGCUCGUAAGAGGGUAG
Molecule: messenger RNA, 552 nt
Organism: Protopolystoma xenopodis
Lineage: Eukaryota; Metazoa; Platyhelminthes; Monogenea; Polystomatidea; Polystomatidae
Source: the annotation of a GenBank genome assembly